UAAUCUUUACUUUAAUGAUUUUUUAAGAAAGAGGUUUGGCCACGUGGCAGUCCACCUCGGCAACGUUUGAUGCAACUGCAGAGGAUCUAAUUUUCUCGGACUUGAAUUGAAAGUUUGCAUCACUGUUGACAGAUCUACCUAGGUAUAUUUCAGGACGAUCUCCAUUGAAAGUGAAAACUGAGAAAAAGAUCAGAGGCCAGUUAGGAAUCGUUGAAACUCCGUUGAACGGCGGCUUCUGUGCGUCGCGUGGUUGUAUUUGCGUCAGCUGCAUGUGAUUCCGCUUGAAGAAUGUCAGUUUCUCAAUCUUCAGCAGCAUCGUCGUCGACAUCAUCAUCAUCAAAACGAGAAUCUGAGGAAGAUAAGAAGAAUUCUCAGCCGUUGAUUCCGGGAUUACCAGAGGAGAUCGCGGAGUUAUGUCUUACUUAUCUUCCGUAUCCGCACAUAGCAUUCGUACGUUCGGUUUCAGCUUCAUGGAACAGAGUUAUAAUAUCCCCUGCUUUCAGUCUCUACAGGAAAUCUCUUUCGCUUUGUUUGCCUUAUCUUUUCGUUUUUGCUGUUCAUAAAUCAACGGCCAUGAUCCAAUGGCAGGCGAUGGACCUGCGAUCUGGCCGUUGGUUUGUUUUACCGCCUAUGCCAUGUCCCAAGGCCGUUUGCCCACCGAGCUUUGCAUGUUCAUCGAUUCCACGUCAAGGGAAAAUUUUUGUUGUGGGCGGUAUGCGGUCGGACACAGAGACUCCCAUGCGCUCCAUUAUCAUCUACCGUACAUUAGCAAAUAAAUGGUCACUGGCGUCUCCAAUGCCCACAGCAAGAUCAUUCUGUGCUUCCGGGAAUAUUAACGGUAAGAUCGUGGCCGUUGGAGGAAGUGGGUCCAACGUUGGUGAAUCAAUCACAGCCGUGGAAUGCUAUGACCCAGAGAAUGACACGUGGAUGGAGCUUUCUAAUUUACCUUUGGGGUUAGCUAGAUACGACUCCGCUGUGGUAGGCCACAAGAUGUAUGUGACGGAAGGUUGGACAUGGCCUUUCUUAUUCUCACCAAGAGGUGCGGUCUACGACUCCCAGCGGGACACGUGGCAGAUGAUGAGUGAUGGGAUGAAAGAAGGGUGGACAGGGAUCAGCGUUGUUUUGGAUGGCAGACUGUUUGUGAUAUCAGAACACGGUGACUGUCCCAUGAAACUGUAUAUCCCUGAAUCCGACACGUGGCAGUACGUGGGCGGUGAUAAGUUACCACGCGGACUAAUGCAACGGCCGUUCGCGGUGAGUGGGGCGGAAGGGAGAAUAUUUGUGGUGUCAUGUGGACUCAACGUGGCAAUAGGAAGAAUUUACGAUGAAGCAGAUGGGAAAUGUUGCGCAGAAUGGGAAGUCGUUUGUGCCCCAGAAGCAUUCAAAGAAUUUGCUCCUUCUAAUUGCCAAGUGGUUUAUGCGUAGUAUUCAAUCGGAUAUUGGGUGAUUUGAUUGUCUCAUCCUAAAAAGAUACAUUAUUUGAAAAUCUAAUUAGAAAUUCAAGUCUAAAUACAAAUUUUAGGGUGGCUUUUGUUUCUAUUAGGCGAGAUUUUGUUUUAUAAUGUGUGGUGUUGUCUUGUUUCUUCUGAAUCUGUAAGCUACAGCUGGAGUCUGUCAAUAUGCUGCAGUUUGGAUGACUAUCAUAUUAUAUAUCUUCCUGUAAUGUAAUGCAAUGUAAUUUUAUUGCUUUGCUAUCAAAACUAUGGGUUCUGAUUAAAGAUUUGUAUUCUGGGACAUAAUAUAUGGUUGCAGAUAUAUGAUAAUAAAAAAGUAGUAGUGGUAAUGUAA
Messenger RNA from Mangifera indica (mango), 1788 nucleotides. Its product is annotated as F-box protein AFR. Bases 289 to 1425 code for a protein of 378 amino acids. Gene Ontology annotation, molecular function: protein binding. The record is from RefSeq and is a predicted model, not a curated record. The transcript is spliced from 2 exons. NCBI's taxonomy places the organism in Eukaryota, Viridiplantae, Streptophyta, Magnoliopsida, Sapindales, Anacardiaceae.